This is a messenger RNA of Perognathus longimembris pacificus (Pacific pocket mouse), 741 nucleotides long. RefSeq names its product basic salivary proline-rich protein 4-like. The record is from RefSeq and is a predicted model, not a curated record. The transcript is spliced from 4 exons. The coding region runs from base 1 to 741 and encodes 246 amino acids. NCBI's taxonomy places the organism in Eukaryota, Metazoa, Chordata, Mammalia, Rodentia, Heteromyidae.
AUGGUUGCUGGGCGGCUGCUUCGCGAGCCGCGGUCAGACGAGCGCCAAAAUCACACAGCAAAACCCCCGCCGCCGCCACCGUCCAGCCACGGCUGUCCCGGAAGGGGGUCCGGACCUCCUGCUCGACGCCGCCCACCCCCGGACCGCACCCGGCCGCGGGGCUGUGAGGGCCGGCCGCCCCGACGCCGCGGAGGCGAGCUGCGGACCCGGCCCCGGGGCUGUGAGGGCCGGCCGCCCCGACGCCGCGGAGGCGAGCUGCGGACCCGGCCCCGGGGCUGUGAGGGCCGGCCGCCCCGACGCCGCGGAGGCGAGCUGCGGACCCGGCCGCGGGGCUGUGAGGGCCGGCCGCCCCGACGCCGCGGAGGCGAGCUGCGGACCCGGCCCCGGGGCUGUGAGGGCCGGCCGCCCCGACGCCGCGGAGGCGAGCGCAGCUCGGAGGGGCGUCCCUGCGGCCCGAGGCGCGAGGCCCGGCCAGCUGCCCGCGGGGGGCUCCCCGGCUGGAAGGAGCGCAAGUCCACGGAGCGGGAUGUAAAGCGAGGCGCUCGCUCCGCCCUGCGCGCCCUGGGGCCGGUGCACCCCCAGCCCCUGCCGUGGGGACGCACACCUGGAGAAGGUUCUGGAAGCGCGGCCGGCCGGGCAUGCGCAGGGCGCGAGCCCCGGCGGGAAGAGGCCCGGGAGGCCCGGCCGGCCGACGACGCGGGACCCGGGCGCGCGGCCCGGAGCCCCUUCGCCCUCCGCUGA